CCUUCCCAGCCCCCCCGCUGGUCUCCGUCCGUCCUUCCGGUGGGCAAAUGCCCGAGCAUGAUGGGCUCCCGGCGGAGGCCCCUGGGCCGCUCCUAUUCGGGCAACGGGCCUUUCUCCGCGUACAGCCCCGGGCCGGGGAGCGACGGCGAGGACAACGGGCCCCUGGGGGAGCACCGGCCCGAAAGGCGCAACUACCUGCUCAGCGUCCGCCCGGAGAACAGCUUACCAACCAACCGAUUAUCUCCCUCCAACUUUGGAAGGAGCACCUUCUGUGCAAUCAUUGCUCAGCUGACUGAGGAGACGCAGCCUCUUUUCGAAACCACGCUGAAAUCAUACGCUGUGUCUGAAGACGCAGAUGCAAAAUUCACGUGCGUGGUGACAGGAUACCCACAGCCAGAAGUGACCUGGUACAAAGAUGAAGAAGAGAUGGACAGAUACUGUGGCUUGCCAAAAUACCAGAUCUUCCGUCAUGGGAACCGACAUACACUGCAGUUAUACAAGUGCACAGAGGAUGAUGCAGCCAUUUACCAGGCCUCAGCCAGAAACAGCAAGGGGAUCGUGUCCUGUUCGGGAGUCUUGGAAGUCGGAACCAUGACAGAGUAUAAAAUCCACCAGCGGUGGUUUGCCAGGCUCAAGAGGAACGCCGAAGCCAAGCUGCGGGAGAUUGAGCAGAGCAGGAAACGAGGGAAGGAGAAUGUGGAAAUGGAGCAGCUGAGGAGAGUGAGUCCGGAUCGGUUCCAGCGGAAACGUCGGCUGACGGGAGAAGUUGGGAUGCGGUCGGGUGCCUCCCUCUGGGACAAAGAGGAGGUGGCAAAGGUGCGCAUCCCGGAUGGGAAGUCACGGUUUGGGGAGGGCGAUCACCCCACAGACCAAGAGCCUCCACUAAACACCACUGCCCUGUUUUCUAAGAAUUUCAUCUCGGGGCGGAUGGAAGGGGAAGUCACUGCCAACGUGGAUGCUUCUCUGGAGAACGGAGAGCCGAACGGGGAAGAGAAUGCCAACGGCUUCCUCUCCUAUAUCUACGAGGCCGUGGAGAAGAUGAAAACCAAGCCGACAAACAAGGAGUAUUCCGUGAAGAAGAAGAAGAAGAAAGAGGAGAAGGCUAGUAGCUCACCAAAUGCACCUUGGGACGCUUCCCAGCAAGAGGGUGGGAAGCAGCAGAGGAGAAAUGUCGCGGUCCAUCAAGGUGUCAGCCCCGUUGCCGCAGCUCAAAGUGCAUCGCCAGUGGCAAAUGGGGAGCUGACGGGAGCAGAGAUCAAAGAACCUUCAUGCCAGGCUACAGAAAGACCCACAUCCUUGCCCCCUGCCCCAUCUUCCAAAGAUGGCAUCUACUUUUCUCUGAAGGAUAUGUAUUUUGAUUCUGAAAAGAAGCCUGAACUUAAGCAGGAGAUGCCAGAAGUAAAGUUGGUGAGAAAAAAGGCAGAUGAACCCAGCGUGGCUGUCUCUGUUCCAGAAGAGACUCUACCAAAAACCAGUAUGGCUUUGAAAACGGCUGUACUGGAGGAAAGGAAAAAUGAAUCCUGCUCAGAGCGAGAGGAAAAGGAAAAGGAAGCUGUACAGAUUAAGAGCGCAACAUUGCCAUUUGUGGAAACCCUGGGAGAUCCUAACGCCACAUCGUUCCAGCAUCUAGACAGGUCUGUAGAGCCUGCCAAGGAAGCUCAAGAAGGCGCAGCUCCCUUCCAGAGGCCAAAUGCGGCCAAGAUGCCAGACAAAAGCCCCUCAAGAACGGAUUUUCAGCAUCCAAAUGAGACUCUGGACCCUGGAGCCCGGGCGCCAUCUCCUUUCCCAAAGGAGAACAGAACACGAUUACUCGAUGGGCACAUCCGUGAAACGGACUUGCUGGACUCCUUCCCCACUGGAGUUGAGCCCGCCCAGCACCGCCAAAGCCCCUUCCGGGGAGACACAGGGAUCAAUCCAGCCCAGCUCUCUCAGGGAGCCAAGCAAGACUUACAGGAGGCUGCCUUGGAAGAACAGCUGUACACCCAAGGGCCUUGCGAGUCUCCAGGAAACCUAGCACCUGUUGUGUCCCCUGACUACAAUCUCCAAACUCCAGUUUCUAAUCUUAGAGAAGAAAAGAACCACAAAGUCAGCUGCAUCACAUUAAGGACGAGUCUCCUUGGAGAAAGAGAGACGAAAGGGUCCGAGGAGUCGGCUGGUGCCAGCCCAGAAGCCCAAGACCUGGAUGGGGUGGCCGGUCUAGGCCAAGAAGACAAGCAGGAUGCCUCUGUGGCUUCCCAGAAUCCUCCAUCUGUUUCCUUAGAUGUCUCGCAGCCGAUUGGGAAGGAAGAUCUGCUUGUGAAAGGAGAUGUGGGGCGGCAUUCCCCACGUUUUGAUAAUGGUGAAAUUGAGCACAGACCAACUCCAGGUCAUAGGAGUGAAGAGCUGGUUACUCAUGGAUUACCUUUCCAGGAGGCUGUUCUUGAGGAGAGACCUACAGACCCGUUUGCUCGAGUUGUCCCUCAGAUCGAAAUAGUGGGUGAAGAAGAAAUUGCUGAAGUGUCGCAGGACAACAAGCCUGGUUUAGAAACAGGAUCAGGUCUGGAGGGCGAGAGGUUCCCGGCUGUGACAAUCAGGCCAUUGGUGCUCCCAGAUGUCGCAGUGGAAACGUCAUUUCCUGGCCACAUUCCUCCAGCUAUGAUGCCCUCUCCAAGCCCAACAGCUCUCCAGGAACCACAGACACCAGCUCAGUUCUCCCCGGUCAAAGAGGGCUUUGCCGAGAGGAAUCAGUCAGUGGCACAUUUGGUGAAGGACGUCAGGAGGGAAACAGAAGCUCAGUCAUCGGUAACGUCAAUGGGUGGAGUUCCAGAGCAACCUAUCCAUAGAACUGCUGCAGAGGAAGUCUGUGUUGAAGAAAAAACCAUGGGUCCUCCAGAGGUUGAAGGAGACGAACUAGAGGCUUUCCCUCUUGGCAAAAAGGCAGAAAUCCAAAUGCAGGAAAGGGAGGAAACAACUUCAGAAGGGCCUUCAGCACCAGAGGCGGCCAUGGAGGAGGAGGAGGAGGAGGAAGAGGUGGUGCAGAAAGCACAGCAGCAAGGCCUUGUGUCCUCUCUAAAGAAUUACUUGCUGCUCCUCUUAAAGAUGAGCACAGAGCCAGAUAAAAAGAAAGGCAAAGCAAAGCAAGAAGCCAAGGUUGUGGAGGAAACGAAGCCACCUUCUGCGAUUCCAAAGCACGUUGCGGACGUGGGCAUUGCUGGGCUAACCCCCAGGACAUCCAGAAAGAUCUUUGAGCGGGUGGAGACCAACCAGCUGUUCCAGAGCGCCGAGAGCCUGCAGCUGACCCCCAGGACUUCUCGGAAGCUGACGGGGAUGAUCAACCAAGAGCUAUUAGCUUGCAAGGAGAGCCUCGUGGCUGAACCAGAAGCCCCUGCGUUGCCAUGUGUGCCCUCCAUUGUGGUAGGCAGUGCCUCUGCAGAGCUGGCCGGGCCCCCAGAGCCAUCCCCAGAGAUUUCUGGUGAAGCAGUGGCUGCCCUGCCUAGUGCCACCCCUCAGGAGUUGGCAUUAGGGGCACGUCGUAAAAUAUUCCUACCCAAAGCCAAGCAGGCGGAUGAGAUGGAAGAAGGGAUUGGCCUCGACGACACAGCUCCACGGGCCAAAAGGGAGAGUCCCACUGUGUCUCCGAAGCAGGGCCGCAGGAGCACGGCUCUCCUCCCAGCCCCUGGGACAGCUUCUCCACCUGCGGAGAGGCGCUCCCCGACCCAGGCCAGAAAGAUGGCCACAUUGGAAGUGCCCAAGAUGUAUGAAGAACCUGCAGAAGAAAGCAAGGAGGUGGUGGCAGAGGACUCUUUGAUUUCCCCAGAGAACCUUCAAGGGAUCCCACAGGAAGGUCAAGGAGGGGAAACCCGGAAAACAAAUGACCCAUUUAAAGCGCCGCAGGUAAUUCGCAAAAUCCGAGCAGAGCAGUUCUCAGAUGCCUCUGGAAACCUGAAGCUGUGGUGCCAGUUCUUCAAUAUUUUGAGUGACUCUAAGCUGACCUGGUACAAGGAUGAGGUGCCUGUGGCGGAUGUCAGAAGAAGUGCUGGGGAUGAAGGGCAGGCAGCCCUGGCCAUCGUGCAGGUCUCCCAGAAGGACUGUGGGGUCUAUCAGUGCGCCAUCCAGAAUGAAUAUGGCACAGAUACCACUGACUUCCUGCUGAGUGCUGAAGUCUUGUCGGGAUUUAUCUUCAAAGAAGAAAUAGAAGGUAAAUUGUGCCCAGGGGACAGUGUGGUGAGUCUGUGCCCCUCCAGGUACCGUGGCCAAAUGCCGCAGCUGAGUCCCACAGGCUCUUGCAGGGGUGAAGCCCACCACCAAGAG
Pogona vitticeps (central bearded dragon) is the source of this 4290-nucleotide messenger RNA. The record is from RefSeq and is a predicted model, not a curated record. Lineage: Eukaryota; Metazoa; Chordata; Lepidosauria; Squamata; Agamidae.